ACUGCUGGAAAACAAAAACAAAACGGUAAAAUUUUUGAAACGAGCGGUUGUGUGCCGCUCUGCUGCGUGAAAAAUAAACAAAAUAUCGCAAAUUGCCGGCAAAGUAUUAUGAGUUAAUAUUUCUGUGUAUCGGUGACGCGCUGGCGUUUUAACUACGGAACCGGGCCAACGGCUGCACGAUGCGGAUUUAAUUAAUAGAACAGUGCGUGGUGCCCAGUAACAACAAAUACAUAUAUAUUCUUAGCGCGCAAAGCGUUUCGAAGAAGUAAACAAAAAUAAAAAUGCGUGUUUCGGUGGAAAUCUGAAUAAAACAAGAAGAUAAAAAUUACCAAAUUGUUUUGUGAUUUCCUUGCCUCCCUGUGUCCGUGCGUCCGCGUGUGUGUGUGAGUGUUGUGUUUUCGUGUAAAAGGAAAACAAAACGGAAGGCAAAACAACAACAACAACAGCGGCAGCAGGAGUGUGUGAAGAGAGCGGCCAGCGGCAAAAUGCCGGCGACAGCGAAUUCGUGGGUGUUGUUGCUGUUGUUCGUCGUCGCCGUGGAAAGAUGCAGCAGCAGCAGCAGCAGCAAAGAGCAGUGGCAGGAGCCGCAGUUGCAGUUGCAGCAACAGGAGUCCUCCACUUUACCUCCCUUGCCGGAUAAAGGUCCCUGUCCAGCCUCGUACUUCACAUGCAACGAUGGAUUCUGCAUACCGAUGCGCUGGCGGUGCGACUCGAAGGCCGACUGUCCGGACAGGUCUGAUGAGAGCAGCGAGUGCGCCAAGGCGCCCAAGUGCAACGAGGGACAGUUUCGGUGCGGGCACAGCCGCCAGUGCAUACCGGAUAACUGGCUAUGCGAUGGCGAAUACGACUGCGGCAAGGGCGACACAUCCGAUGAGACCAACUGUCCCAAUGGAGCAGCGCCCAAGUGCCGGGCCUUUGAGAGCGAGUGUCGCAAUGGCGACUGCCUGGAGUUGUCCCGCUUCUGUGAUGGCCACUGGGACUGUGAUAAUGAUGAGCUGCAAUGUGAUAAACAGAACGCGGCCUGCGCCGCCCUGAACUGCAGCUACAACUGCAAGCUAACCCCGCAGGGGCCUCGCUGCUACUGCCCCAAGGGUCAGGUAUCCGAGUCGGCCAACUCCACCCGCUGUGUGGACUACGAUGAGUGCACCGAGCCCGGCACUUGCGACCAGGUGUGCCGCAAUACGCCGGGCUCCUACGAAUGCUCCUGCGUUUCCGGCUAUGCCAAGUCCAAGGGAAGGCGCUGCCGGGCCAUCAAUGUGCCACCCUCGGAGCCGGCAACGCUGACUCUGCUAUCGCAGGGCAACAUCCGGCGUAUCGGAACCAAUGGCGAAGUCAUCGGCCCCAGUCCUGCCCCGUGGGGAAAGGAUAAAGAUGGGGGCACGGAUAAGGAGAAGGACAAGGAGGACGCCAUUGUAGGUAGCCAGCUACUGUCCACGCAUUCGGCGCGCUUUGUCCACGCCUUCGAGGUGUGGCACCGGAACCGUACCCUCUGCGCCCUGCACAACAGCUGGCACGAGCUCCUGAUGCAGUGCCAGCGCAUCGAUGAUGACCGGGUCAACUGGACUCUGCCCAUUUCCUCGUUCAUCUCGGCGCAACAAUUUUUUUCGGAGAUGCGGCUGGACUGGCUGGCGGGUAAUUGGUAUUUGCUGAACGAGGACGACGGCCUGGUCUAUCUGUGCACCAAUGCGAUGACCCAGUGCCGGCUGAUACUGCAGCAGGUGGAGCACAUCUCCUCGCUGGUUCUGGACCCCACCAAGGGCUAUCUGUUUACCACGGACUCCACGCCCAGUCUGUCGCGGUCGCUGCUUGACGGCAGCAAUCGCACGGUUUUGGUCACCGAGCAGAUAUAUCAUCCCAGCAGCAUUGCCCUGGAUCUGGCCAAUGAGUUGGUUUACUGGAUUGAUAUCUACAAGGAUGUCAUAGAGCGUGUGAAUUACGAGGGGCAGAAUCGUUGGACUCUUAAAAAGUCACCAGAUUCUCCCGUUCCUUUAAAAACCAUCCAUGCCCUGGAAGUCUUUGAAAACACCAUAUAUUUGGCUCCUUGGAUGGACAACGCUAUCGUUACCCUUGACAAAUUUACGCUCAAGGCUCGCGUCCUCGUCCCGGAUGUGAAUCGUGGUGCCAAUUUCCGCAUUUUCCACCGCCAAAAACAGCCGGAGGUAGCCCAUCCGUGCCGGGAUAACAACGCUGGCUGCAACCAGAUUUGUGUGCCGCAAUGGACCCGCGGCUUUGCCAGCGCCAAAUGCCUCUGCACCGCCGGCUAUAAGCUGCACAAUCAGACCACCUGCCUGCUAUCCGCUCUGGACAAGUUCCUGGUCUACACGGAUAAGCAAUUGGCCAGGAUUACGGGCGUGCCGCUGGACACUGAGCAAGUGCAUCGAUUGCAGCAGAUUGGCGAGCAACCGGAUGUUAUGGUGCCUGUGCACAAUGUCUCCUUGACGUCCAGCAUUGAUGUGAGUGUGCGUGGCAAGUCGGUGUUUUAUGUGGUACCCGAUGCCGAUGUCAGUCCCAUUGGGGAUGAGGAGCACACGUGCAGUAUACGAAGUCAGUCGCUGAAUGGAAGCGUCUCUCGAUUACUGGUCAGCGGUUUGGAUAAGGUUCAUGCCUUGGCCUUUGACUGGAUCAAUGAGCAUCUGUACUGGUCUAGUCACAGGAAGUUGCAGGUGGCUCCGCUGAGGAAUAUGAGCAAGGUUCUGACCUUUAACAUGGACUGCGAUGUGAUGUCCCUGGAGCUGGAUCCCAUCACAGGCCUCCUCUACUGGACUCAGUGGGAGUCGCAGACCUGUGAGGCCGGGAUCUACAGCGCUUGGAUGGAUGGCACUCACAAAGAGCUGCUGGCCAAGGCCACCACUACCAUGCCCAUGCGUUGGCCUCGCAGUUUAGAUGUGGAUAGACGCACCAAAGAGCUGUACUGGUGCGACUUUCGGCUGGGCUCCAUCGAGCUGAUGAAGCUGGAUGGAACUGGCAGGGAGCUACUCUUCAAGUCCGACCAAUUUCAUCCUUACUCCAUGGUGCAAAACAAUGGACUGAUCUAUUGGGUGGACCACAUCAACUCUACUAUCUGGCGCUUCCAUGCCCAUCAGGCGAACCUCUCCAGCACGUUUAGUUCCACGGUGCAUCUCCAACGAACUGGACGAGGAGCUGACCUCAGGAUCUUUGAUUUGGCUACCCAACCCCUGCCCCAGACGCCCAGUGCUUGUGCGCAGUCCAAGUGCCCGGGCAUGUGCCUGAACACUCCAAAGGGAGCUAUAUGCCGGUGUCCAGAUGGCUUCACUCUUAAUGGCACUGGAAGCCACUGCAUACCUCAGUUGGCUCCUUCACCCAUUCGUCCCAAUUGCACUUCGGGUUUCAUGUGUCGGAGCACGAGGCAGUGCAUCGAUGGCAAGGACAUGUGUGAUGGCUUCGAGGACUGUGAAGAUGGCAUUGACGAAAGCAGCGAUUCGCGAGGUCCUUGUAAUCCACUAACCUGCGAUAAGACCCUGCACUUUGUGUGCAAUGGACGCUGCUAUCAGAGAUCCCUUCUCUGUAGCUCCAUUGCCUACUGCUCGGAUGGUUCUGACCAGCUGAACUGCGAGCACAGCACCUGCAAUAGCAAUGAGUUCACCUGCCAGAAGAGCGGUCGCUGCAUACAGAUGGCCUGGGUGAAUGAUGGAGUGAUUGAUUGCGGGCCGGAUGACGACUCGGAUGAGUCGGCGGAGAUCUUCUUUGGCAGCAAGUGUCCGGAGUUGGAUUGUGGCAAUGGCAGGUGUCGCCAGUUUGCUGAUGUCUGCGAUGGCAUAGAUAAUUGCGGAAACAAUGCCGAUGAGACAGACUGCGAGCAGGAGUGUGGUCAUGGCGAAAAGUAUUGCCGCCCCAUUGGCUGCUACGGGGAGAUGACCAUGUGCGAUGGCAUUCACGACUGCGAGGACUCUAGCGACGAGGCUAAUUGUAAUCAAACCAAGAGCGACAAUCAUCCUUUAACUGGCUGGAAGGAGCUGACCGAGUGUGCUCCUCUGGAGUUUGCCUGCCAGGAUCCUUUCGAGUGCAUUCCCGACUUCCUGCGCUGCGAUGGCAUCCCCCAUUGCUUUGACAAAACAGACGAGCUCAAUUGCACGCACAUCAAUGCCACCCGCUUUGAUCUCAAUGAGACGGUGAUCUGUGAGCAUCCCGACCGGCUUUGCGGCUUUAGCAGGCAGUGUGUGACCGUAGAUCAGCUGUGCGAUGGCAAAAACGACUGCGAGGACACCACAGACGAGGGUUUCCUGUGCGCUGAUAAGCUUUGCGAACGCAACCACGAGUGCUCACAUCACUGCCAUAAUACGCCGGAAGGCUACAUCUGCUCUUGUCCGGAUCAUUUGUACUUACAGCCGAAUGGCAAGCGCUGCAGCAUGCAACAUGCCUGCGAUCAUUGGGACACCUGUUCGCAGGUCUGCGAGAGCAGCGGCAAGGGCUACGAGUGUCAUUGCUUGAAGGGAUUCGAUUUGGCUUACGACAAGUUCACCUGCAAGAGCACUGCCCCGGAUGAGCCUUAUGUGAUCUUUACGAACCGCCAGGACAUCAAGGGCAUUGACCUGAAGACCCUGAAUGUUGGCAAUUUCUACACCUCCCAAAGAAACAUUAUUGCCUUGGAUUUCCUUUAUGUCAACGAGUCCAACAUUGAGAUCUACUGGACAGAUGUGAUUGAUGACAAGAUAUAUAGGGGCCAACUGAUGGGUGAGAGUCUGCGGAAUGUGGAGGCGGUUAUCCACUCUGGUCUGUCCACCACCGAGGGCCUGGCCGUGGACUGGGUGGGCAAGAACCUGUACUGGAUAGACUCUAAUCUUGACCAAAUAGAGGUGGCCAAGCUGAAUGGCAGCUUCAGGCGCACUCUGAUAGCAGGCAGCAUGGAGAGUCCUCGGGCUAUAGCGCUAGAUCCACGUGAGGGUUUGCUCUUCUGGACCGACUGGGAUGACAACUCGCCGCGCAUUGAGCGGGCCAGUAUGUCGGGCGAGGGCAGGCGCAUGAUCUCCACCAGCUGGCAGCUAAGUGCCGGCUGGCCCAAUGGCCUUACCCUGGACUAUACCCAAAAGCGUGUCUAUUGGGUGGAUGCCAAAUCCGACUCGAUUAGCAGCACUUUAUACGAUGGCUCCGAGCAUCAUAUAGUGCUGCGCAACAAGGACAUACUCUCGCAUCCUUUUGCCAUAUCCGUCUUUGAGAAUUAUGUUUACUGGACGGAUUGGAGAACUACAUCAGUUAUAAGGGCCAACAAGUGGAACGGCAGCGAUGUUCAGGUGCUGCAGCGCACUCAGUCGCAGCCCUUUGGCAUUCAGGUUCUCCACUCGAGCCGUCAGCCCUGGGAUAAGAAUCCCUGUGGGGACAACAACGGUGGCUGCUCGCAUUUGUGUCUGCUGAGUGGAAAGGGGACCUUCAAGUGCGAGUGUCCCCAUGUGAUGCGUCUGGAUCCCAGCAAUGAACGCAACUGUAUUCCCAACGAGCAAGUGCUGCUCUUUGUGAUGGUGGACGAGAUCCGGGGCAUAGAUCUUCAUCAGCCCAAUCAUCAUACCAUUCCCACAAUCAGGCAGUCACCAAGGUUGGUGGCUCCCCAACGCAUUGACUUCCUGGUGGACGAGAGUCGCAUCUUCUGGUCGGACAUCCAGCAGAAUGAGAUCUCCAGCGCUGGCAUCUCCAAUGGUCUGAUUGAACCCAUCAUCAACACCAACAUAGAGAAGCCCUAUGGCUUUGCCAUUGACUGGAUUGGCAGGAACAUGUACUUUUCCUCGGGUCAGAUCAAGUGCAAUAUCCUGGCGAGUAACCUGAAGGGAGAGUAUGUAACCCACAUUCAUGAGGACCUCAAUAUGGUGGACAGCAUUGUCCUGGAUCCUGCCAAUGGCAAAAUGUACUGGAUUCACACCGCCUCCGAUGGUAGCUUUUCCCAGCUGGAGCAGUCCAAUCUGGAUGGCUCCGGCCGUGCCUUGAUCUAUGAACACAAGCACAGCCUCCAGAGUUUGACCAUGGACUUUGACUCGCAGAGAUUGUACUAUGCCUAUGAUAACUCUGGGAUUGCCUAUUACGAUAUCCCCAGGAAUGAGACCAGAAAGGUUCUAGUGGCCAGUCAGAUCACCUCGGUCAGUUCACUCACGGUCUAUAAUGGAACGUUGUACUUCCCGGAGAAUAUACAGAGUGUGAUUAUGCAGUGCGAGAAGGAGGCCUGCUCCAAUAUGUCCUACUUGAGGGUCAAUACGAAGACCAUUCAGAGCAUGAAGAUGUUCUAUGCAGAUGCCCAGACAGGCACGAAUACCUGUGCUGGACCUCUGCGUGGUGGUUGCCAGCACUUGUGCCUGGCCAUCUCAGCCACGGAUCAUGUGUGCCGCUGUGCCCUGGGCUAUGAUGUAGAGCCCAAGAACCCCACGCAUUGUAUUCCAAGAGCAGAGUUCAUUUUCUACUCCAUUGAUGUGCUGCAGGGCGUGGAGAUGAUUGAUCCCUCGGAGGAGUUUGAUCAGCCAGCAGCGGCUCUGGUUCCCAUUUCCCGGGUGAGCUCGGCCAGCUUUAUCGAGUACUUGGCCGCCACGGACACUCUCUACUGGGGUGACAAUGAACUGGGCAGCAUCUCCCGUGUCAAGCGCGAUGGCACUCAAAGGGAGACCAUCCUAGAGGCCAUCAAUCUGGCUGGCUACAAGCAACAGGACUGGCUCGGAGGCAUUGCCAUUGACUGGGUGGCCGGCAACAUCUACUGGAGCGACACUAAGCGCAAUCUUAUAGAGGUUGCCCGCUUAGAUGGCAGCCAUCGCUAUGUGGUGGUCUCCAACCUGGACAAACCCACCUCCCUGGCGGUGGACCCUCAGCAGGGCCUGCUCUUCUAUGUGACCCAGCAGCAUAUUGGACGUGUGGGUCUGGAUGGCAGCCAGGCAUUUAUCCUGGUCAACCAGACGCGGGCCAACUGGGCCGUGGGCAGCCUGGUGCUGGACAUUGAAGCCACCAAGGUGUACUGGUGCGAGCGUAAUCCCGAUGCCUUGAUGAAGGUGGAUUACGAUGGGAAUCUAAGGCAGCAGCUAAUGAACUUGACCCUCAAUAACCCAGUGGCUCUGGCCAAAAUGGGUGACUAUCUGUACUGGGCGGAGAACAAAUACAACGAGGGAACCAUUCGAGUGGCCCCGCUGGCUAAUCUCAGCAGGUCAAAGGUUAUCCUGGAGACAGAGCAGGAUGCCAUUAGGGAUUUGAAGAUUUACUCGAAGCGUAUACAGCGCGGCACUAAUCCCUGUGCCCAGAGCAAUGGCGGCUGUGAGCAACUCUGCCUGUUCAACGGCACCAGCCCAAUCUGUGCCUGCGCCCACAGUCGCCUGGCGGCGGAUGGAGUCACCUGUGAACCCUACGAGAAUUUCUUGCUGUUUAGCUAUCGCAGUAACAUCGAGAGCAUCCACAUGACGGAGCACUCCAACAAGAACUGGCCAGUGCAAAUGAUAUCCAACAGCAGCGUAAUGAGGAACGUGAUUGCCUUGAGCUACAACUACGAGGAGCAGCUGGUGUACUACUCGGAUGUCCAGCUGAGCACCAUCAACCAGGUGCACUUUAAUGGCAGUGGUCAGCGCGAGCUGGUGGGUCAGCAGGAGCGAGUUGAGGGUCUGGCCUAUGACAUGGUCAAUGAGCAGCUUUUCUGGACUUCAAAUAAUAAUAAUGCUGUCAUACGCAGUGUGGAGCUGCGUCACCUCGCUGAGCAGGCGGAUCAGAAUCAAAAGCAUGUGAAAAACGUGCUAAAUCUCCGGGAGAAGGACAAGCCGCGUGGUAUUGCUGUAGAGCCCUGCCUGGGCAUGAUCUACUGGACCAACUGGAACGAAGAGUCGCCCUGCAUUCAGCGCUCAUACCUCACGGGUUACGGUAUAGAGAUGAUUAUAAAGAAGGACAUCAAGAUGCCAAAUGCCUUGACCCUAGACCUGGAGCAGCAGAAACUGUACUGGGCGGAUGCCAGGCUGGACAAAAUCGAGCGCACCAACUACGAUGGCAGCAACCGGGUGGUGUUGGCUCAUUCCACGCCAAAGCAUGCCUUUGCGAUGGCUGUGUACGGAGAUCUACUCUUCUGGACGGAUUGGGUGCUCCAUGCAGUGGUAAGAGCCAACAAGUACACCGGCACCGAUGUCCUGUUCCUCCGGGAGCAUGUAACCCGCCCAAUGGGCAUAGUGGCGGUGCAGAACACCAGCAUCAACUGCGAUGCCAAUCAGUGUAAAAUCCUGAAUGGCCAAUGCGAGGAUGUGUGCAUCCUAAAUGCCAGCGGCCAGGCCACUUGCCACUGCACUCAGGGCAUCCUCGCACCCGAUGGACGCCGCUGCAUUGCCCCCGUGAAUACAAGCUGCGGCUCCCUGCAGUACAACUGCCACUCUGGUGAGUGCAUCCCCAUGGAGCUGACCUGCGACAAUGUAACCCACUGCGCCGAUGGCUCUGAUGAGUGGCGCAGCUACUGCAUCUUCCGGCAAUGCCCAGACACCCACUUCAUGUGCCAGAACCAUCGCUGCAUACCCAAGGAACACAAGUGCGAUGGCCUGCAGCAGUGUGGCGAUGGCAGCGAUGAGACCAAGCUGCUCUGCAAGUGCCCGCAGGAUCAGUUCCGCUGCGGCAGCGGUGAGUGCAUCGCGAGGAAGUUUGUGUGCGACAAGAUGAAGGAUUGCCGGGACUUUAGUGAUGAGAAAAUGUGUGCUCCCACGCCCUGCGAGGUGGGCAAUGUGGCCUUCGAGCACUGCGGCAACAGCACCAUCUGCAUUAUGCCCAGCUGGCGCUGCGAUGGGGAUGCGGAUUGUCCCGAUGGAACCGAUGAGCUGAACUGCCCGAAUCGCACUAAUGUUAGCUGCAAUGCUGGCCAGUUCAGGUGCGCCACCGGCAGCUGCAUAUUUGAGGCCUGGCAUUGCGAUGGCGAGAAGGAUUGCUCCGAUGGCAGCGAUGAGAUGGGCUGCCGCCACGAAUGCCAUGGCAAUCAGUUUGCCUGCGACAAUGGCUGCAUCCCGGCCAGCUGGCAGUGUGACGGGAAGAGCGAUUGCGAGGAUGGCACGGACGAGGGCCCGCAGUGCCCGAGCCGACCAUGUCGACCGCAUUUGUUCCAGUGUAAGAGCUCAGGGCGCUGUAUACCUCAGAAGUGGGUGUGUGAUGGCGAGAAGGAUUGUCCCAGCGGCCCGGGGGAUACAGGCAGCGAGGAUGAGGGUCCCCAGUGUGGCGGCAUUGCUCACAUUCCCGACUGUCCACCGCCUGCGCAUCUCUGCACCAGUGGUUUGUGCAUUGACUCCCAGUACGUAUGCGAUGGCGAUGAGGAUUGUCCUGGCGGCGACGAUGAGUACGAGGGCUGUGUGCCUGCCUUUGCUCCUCACUCCUGUCCAGGCGGAUUACUUAUGCACCAGUGCCAGGAUGGCAAGUGCAUCUUAAAGAACCAAACCUGCGACGGCAAGCCGGAUUGCGGCGAUGGCAGCGACGAGCUACCUAGCCUGUGUGCCCACACCCGCGGAUGCAAUGGCACGGACGACUUCCGCUGCAAGAACGGAGCCUGCAUCAGUGUGGAUCUGCUUUGCGAUCGGAGGAACGACUGCGCCGACUUCUCUGAUGAGGAGCUGUGUAAUGUGAACGAGUGCCUCAUUCCGGAUAUCUGCGAGCACGAAUGCGAGGACAAGGUGGUGGGCUACAAAUGUCAUUGCCGACCUGGCUACAAGGUUCUGCCCCAGAGUCCACAUCUUUGCACGGAUGUCGAUGAAUGCGACGAGCAGCAGCCCUGCUCCCAGACUUGUGUCAAUACCUAUGGCUCCUACAAGUGUCUGUGCGCCAAGGGGUACGCCUUGGUUGAUCAUCACACCUGCAAGGCCACCAGCAAUGUGUCCAUGGAGCUCAUCUUCUCCAAUCGUUACUACAUACGCCAGGUGAACAUGACGGGCAAUGGCACUAUACUGAUCAACGAACUUUCAAAUGCCGUGGCUUUGGACUACGACUGGGACAGUCAGUGUCUUUAUUGGUCCGAUGUGACCAGCACAGUGGGCACCAUCAAGAGGCAUUGCCCGAAAGAGAACAAGACCCAGACCCUGCACCAGGCCAUGCUCAAGAACCCCGAUGGCCUGGCCGUGGACUGGGUGGCCAAGAACCUGUACUGGUGCGACAAGGGACUGGACACCAUUGAGGUCUCCCAGCUGGAUGGCAAGUACAGAAAGGUCCUGAUCAACGAGUAUCUCCGAGAGCCGCGCGGCAUUGCCCUGCAUCCUUAUCAGCGACACAUUUACUGGUCGGAUUGGGGCGACAAUCCCCACAUAGGCAAGGCGGGCAUGGAUGGCUCCAAUCCCAGAAUGAUCAUACGCGAAGGUCUGGGCUGGCCCAACGCUCUCACCAUUAGCUUCGAGACGCAGCAGCUGUUCUGGGGCGAUGCCCGCGAGGACACCAUCUCGGUGAGCGAUUUGGAUGGCAAUCACACGCGACUGCUGCUGGCGAGGAGCAUUAAUCCCGAACUCAAUCUUCACCACAUCUUUGCCAUUGCCGUGUGGGAGGGUCACAUUUACUGGUCAGACUGGGAGACCAAGUCCAUUGAGUACUGCAGCAUCUUUAGUGGACACAACUGUACCACCUUGAUCACCACCAUCCACCGACCCAUGGACCUAAGGGUGUUCCAUCCUUAUCGCCAGCAGCAGCCAAUGAGCGGCAAUCCGUGUCUCAAGGCCAACUGCUCUACGCUGUGUGUCCUGUCGCCGGAAGAGCCCUACUACAAGUGUCUCUGCCCCACGAACUUUGUGCUGGCGGCCGACAAUCGCACCUGUCGUGCCAACUGCACGGCUGCCCACUUCGAGUGCGUUAAUACUUACAAAUGUAUUCCAUUCUACUGGCGUUGUGAUACCCAAGAUGACUGCGGCGAUGGCAGCGAUGAGCCAGAGACCUGUCCGCCCUUCCACUGCGAACCGGGUCAGUAUCAGUGCGCCAAUAAGAAGUGCAUCCAUCCGUCGCACAUUUGUGAUGGCACCAAUCAGUGUGGCGAUGGCUCCGAUGAGCUCAACUGCGACAAGUUCACCUGCUUCGACACGCAUCUCAAGUGCGGCGCUACUACCAAUACCAGUGCCUUCUGCGUGGACAAUGUCAAGCGUUGCGACGGGGUCAGCGACUGUCCUGGUGGAGAAGAUGAGGCAGGAUGCACGCCGCUUGUUUGCAAGAAGGAUCAGUUCCAGUGCGGCAACAACCGGUGCAUGCCCUAUGUCUGGGUGUGCGAUGGCGACAUCGAUUGUCCUGACAAGUCGGAUGAGGCCAACUGUGAUAAUGUGUCCUGUGGACCCAAUGAUUUCCAAUGCAAUUCGGGUCGCUGCAUUCCUCUGGCCUGGCGUUGUGACGAUGAACCCGACUGUCCCAAUGGCGAAGAUGAGCCUCCUAGCUGCUUCACCUCUAAGGCCACCUGUGAUCCUACCUACUUCAAGUGCAAUAACUCCAAGUGCAUACCAGGACGCUGGCGUUGUGACUACGAGAAUGAUUGUGGCGAUGGCAGCGACGAGCUUAAUUGUCAAAUGAGAAACUGCUCUGAAAGCGAGUUCCGUUGCGGAACGGGUAAAUGCAUCAAGCACAACUACCGUUGUGAUGGAGAGAUCCAUUGUGAUGACAGCAGUGACGAGAUCAACUGCAACAUCACCUGCAAGGAAAAGCAAUUCAAGUGCGCCGCCUUCAAUACCUGUAUUAACACGCAAUACCAAUGCGAUGGCGACGAUGACUGCCCCGAUGGCUCCGAUGAGGUCAACUGCACUUGUCCCUCGGAUCAUUUUAGCUGCGGCAAUGGCAAGUGCAUCAUGUCCCGCUGGAAAUGCGAUGGGUGGGACGAUUGUCUGGAUGGCAGCGAUGAAAGCUUUGCCACCUGUGCCCACAUCCAUUGCCAUGCCAAUGCCUUCAAGUGCAAGAAUCAAUUGUGCAUCCGAAACUCUGCUCUCUGCGAUGGCGUCAACGACUGUGAUGAGAAGGAGGAUGAGUCGGAUGAGGUGUGUGCUGCAUUGCCCAAGUGCCGGCAUGAUCAGUUCCAAUGCGAGAAUGAUGACUGCAUUGCCAAGAUCUUCCGCUGUGAUGGACAGUACAAUUGCAUUGAUGGCUCUGAUGAGAUGAACUGCCAGCCGCCGGUGUGUGGCUUUGGCAGCUGCUCACAGAUUUGCAUUGAGAAGAAGGCGGGGCAUUUUAAUUGCAAGUGCGCCGAGGGCUAUCAGAAGGGCACAGCCAAGAAUGCCACUUGCCUGGCCUCGGGACCAGAUCAGAUCUUGUUGCUAGCCUCAGAGCAGGAGUUCAGAUUCAUACUGCCCGCCAAGCAGGAGGGCACCACUGUGGUGGGCUUCUUCCAGACGGACAGCCUCAAGAUUGAUGUCUUUGACAUCCUAAUCAGGCCAAAGGAUACGCUGCUGUUCUGGAUUGACUCGCAUCAUGGAAAAGUGCACACCAUGAAGAUAGCCACGCCGCAUGUGGAGGGCACAGGAGUGCGUGUGCGUCGGGAUCUCAAGGAGCUUACCGCUUUCAAUAUUCCGGAACUGGAUGAUCCCAAGUCACUAGCUGUGGAUUGGAUUACCCAACGGGUGUACAUCAUAGACUCGCGACACAAUCAGAUUCUGGCCACUGAUAUCGAGGGCAAAAAGUAUAUAUCUUUGGUGUCUACUGGCAUGAAUCCCACGGAUAUUGUCUUGGAGCCGGAAUCGCGCAUUAUGAUUUGGUCCACAUUGGAGAAUGGCAUCUUGGUUGCCUCCUUGGAUGGCAGCAAUAAGAAGAGCUUGGUGGAGAGGGAUGUAGGUUGGCCUAUCAGCCUCUCAAUGGAUUAUCCCACGGGUAGACUCUACUGGGCGGAUUAUCGCAAGGGAACCAUAGAGACAUGCCGCCUUAAUGGCAAGGAUAGAAAUGUGGUGCGACGCUUUGGCACGCGGGAGAAGCCGCAGAAGAUCGAUGUAUUCGAGGACUUUUUGUACAUCAAGCUGUACGAUCAGAGCAUCAUCAAGAUGAACAAGUUUGGCAAUGAUAAUGGCACUUAUCUGCUGAAAGGAUACCGCUCCUCGGACAUAGGCAUCUUACAUCCCAUGAAACAGAAUAGGAAUAUCACUAAUCCCUGCGCCAAGGAUCCCUGCAAGCCAUCGCGCUCCCUUUGCAUACUCUCCUCGGAGGCCGCCAGCGGUUUUAGUUGCCGCUGCCCCGAGGGCUAUGUAAUGACCGAGGAAGUAUGCAAGGCUCAUGCGGAAAUCCCCGAUUAUUGUCCGCUUCAGUGCAACCUGGGUACUUGCAAGAUCGUGGACCAUGUGCCCAAGUGCAUCUGCCAGCCGCAGUUUGAGGGAGAGCUUUGCGAGCACUAUCGCUGCUCCGGCCAUUGUCUGCACUAUGGUGUGUGCUCGGUGGCUCCUCAGCUGCCUGGUUCCACGGAUCCACCGCCGCUGAAGUGUACCUGUACGGCAGGCUGGUCGGGAGCGAGAUGCGAGACCUCCAUGCCCGCCUGCCAGAGUCGCUGUCAUAAUGGAGGAUCCUGCCUGCUUUCCGAAACGGAGGGCAUGAAAUGCAGCUGCCCGAAGCUCUUUACCGGCGAGCAGUGCGAGCACUGUGUGAAUCUCACCUGCGAGAACGGCGGCAUCUGCCGGGAAACGCUGACGGGCACGCCGCAGUGCGAGUGUCCCGAUGGCUUCACGGGAAAGCGUUGCGAGAUUGAUGAGUGCGCCAACUUCUGCAAGAACGGCGGCGCCUGUGUGAUUGGCUCUAAGGGGCAGAGGCAGUGUAAGUGUCUCAGUGGCUUCUAUGGCGAGCACUGUGAGUCUAGUUCUUGCCGGGACUUUUGCCAGAAUGGAGGAACCUGCUCGGAGCGGGGUGGUCGCCUGUCUUGCACCUGUCCUCCACGCUACAUUGGCGAAAGCUGCGAAUCGGAUCUAUGCAAGACCUCCUCGCCGCCGCUCUUCUGUGACACCGCCAAGAUACCCGUCAGGGAUCCCUGCACCGCCAUCAUUUGCCAGAACUCGGGAACCUGUCAUGUGAUCAAGGGCGUGGCUAUGUGCAAUUGCACGGACCAGUGGAACGGUGACUUUUGCACGAUGCCCGUUUCGGAUGACAACCCUUGUGUCCGGUACUGUGCAAAUGGUGGCGUCUGUCAUCUGGAUGAGUAUGCUUUGCCACACUGCAGCUGCAUUGGCGAGUGGCAGGGCAAUGCCUGCGAGCUGCCUCCACAUUGUGUCGGCGGCGUGUGCAAUGUUUGUCGUCCGGGCAGCUCCAUUAACGAGUGUCUUUGUGAAAAGAACAGGGUGGUGCCCUGUCUGGUGGACAGUGCCGAUGCUCUGAAGGGUGAGCAGGAUUCGGCGGAAUCAGGUGGAGGCGUCUUCUCGGUUCUGGCGCUCAUUCUGGCUGUGAUUCUCCUGGUGCUCGUUUUGUUUGCCGGCGCUGUUUACUUCCUAAAAAAACAUCGCAUAGCUCAGCCAUUCUCGCAUGCUCGUCUCACGGACAACGUGGAGAUCAUGCUCACCAAUGCCAUGUAUCGUGGCGAUGCGGAUGAGGCGCCUACCUUUGCCAGUGAAGAUGAUAAGGGCAACUUUGCCAAUCCCGUGUACGAAUCCAUGUACGCGGAUGCCAUACCGGAACCGGUGAGCUCAGAAAUUGCCCACAGCACGGCCCCGGACGAGCGGAAGGGUCUGCUGCAGCACACGCACGACGAGAACCAUACGCCGGACAUACUCUGAUGAUUGACCCGCUGCGAACGGGAGCUGUGCUAGGCACAGUCGACGGAUAUAUCCACAUCCCAACCCACACUCAAUACCGAUUUGAACUCGAACAAAUGGACUGAUAGCUUAGCCAUAUAACGAAUUUUGUAAACGAUUUUUUGUGUACAUUUUUUUUGUGUAUUUUUUUGUUUCCUUUUUUUUAAUUAAUUUUCGGUUUUUAUUUUAAUUUCUUUUUGGGCUGACCUAUGGCCCUCCUCCAUCCAAAGAGCUCUAACUUGGGCAGCCUUGCUCCCCUUUGUUAUGUCCCCGAAAUGAUGAUGUCCUUAUAUAUACCUUAGCCGUGAAGUCGGUCAAAAGAAGACGUUCUUGUCAUUUGUUUACACGUUUUACAAGCAAUGCGCGCCUUUUGAUAAAUGAAUUUUAUAUAUCUAUAUAGUAUAUAUAUCUGUAAAUUUUUGUAGUUGGUAGAUUUAGUUAAAGCGAGCUGGAGAGGGAAGAGAUAAGAGAGAGAACGUUGUAAAUAUUUUAUAAAUUUAUUGCCGCGCACAAGCAGCAGCCUAGUUAACAUUUAGACAGGACAGCCAAGCAAACCAUUCGAUCAAACACUAACAAUUUGCCAACUUAGUGAACAAGAAGGAUAACAAAAGGAGUUCGUCUUUUGAGAUUGACCAAAAAAUGCAUUUAAAUUAAUUUAUUAGUCUCUUCAAAAAGAGAGUGAGAAAGCCAGCACAAGAAAUAAUUAUACAAAUUAGCAAGAAAAUUGCUUAGAAAUAAUUAAAUUCUCACAUCAUACUUUACACAGUUCAAUGUAUGUGUAGCAAUAUUUAGUUUGCACAAAAAUUUCCACUCAAACUGAAAGAAACUCACACUUUUCCUGUAUAAAAUAAUGCUCAGACAAAGCCAAAUUUUAACAAAUAUACAAUGUAAAAAAUCUAACAACUAUACAGACAUAAAACUAUGUAUGUUAAGCACUGCAAAAAAUAUAUAAGAAAAUUGUAAAAAACCUAAAAAUAAAUAUUCAUUAAU
Drosophila kikkawai is the source of this 15632-nucleotide messenger RNA. RefSeq names its product LDL receptor protein 1 (gene LRP1). NCBI's taxonomy places the organism in Eukaryota, Metazoa, Arthropoda, Insecta, Diptera, Drosophilidae. The record is from RefSeq and is a predicted model, not a curated record. Gene Ontology annotation, cellular component: plasma membrane; signaling receptor complex. Gene Ontology annotation, molecular function: protein binding; low-density lipoprotein particle receptor activity; calcium ion binding.